Messenger RNA from Durio zibethinus, 1672 nucleotides. Its product is annotated as mitochondrial carrier protein MTM1-like. Lineage: Eukaryota; Viridiplantae; Streptophyta; Magnoliopsida; Malvales; Malvaceae. The record is from RefSeq and is a predicted model, not a curated record. Gene Ontology annotation, biological process: mitochondrial transmembrane transport. Gene Ontology annotation, cellular component: mitochondrion.
UUGGUGCCGUCGUUCCUACGCCACGAAUGACAUUAUGGCUGAGAAGUAAUAAAAAGAAAGAAAGCACUAGAAGAAAACUUUGGGAACUAACUAAUCUCCCAUAAAUUGGGAAACUUCCCCUCAUUUCAUAUGACUUUCUUUUUAAUCAAAUUUAGUUUACGGCGGGACUGAUAAAAGGGUGAGAGAGGGAUGGUAACCUCGAGACAGGGACUUCCUUCAUGGAUAAACGCCGCAGCAGCGACCAGAGUCGAUUUUGAAGGAAACGUUGAGGAUGUGUUAAAAGACGUCCACGACGAUUCUACUAGCCAAAAGUCAAAACCUGUAACCGACGUUGAUUUGAGCUUUGGAGAGAGGGCUUUCUCUGCCGCCGGUGCCGCUUUUCUUUCCGCCGUCAUCGUUAAUCCUCUCGAUGUCGCCAAGACAAGGUUGCAAGCCCAGGCCGCUGGAGUUCCUUACAAGACAUGCUUGGAAACUAACACGAUGUUUCCAGAAUUGAGAAGUUCUCAAUCAUGUGCACGUUCAGUUCUUGGCUCUGAACCAGUAUGCUCUCCUGAAUGUAAUCGGUACAAAGGAACCCUUGAUGUUUUCUACAAAGUCAUUCGUCAGGAAGGGUUUGCCAGAUUGUGGAGAGGAACAAAUGCAAGUUUAGCAUUGGCUGUGCCUACUGUUGGCAUCUACAUGCCUUGCUAUGACAUUUUCCGCAAUGCUAUGGAAGAAUUUACAACUAAUAAUGCUCCAAUCUUGACCCCAUAUGUCCCAUUAGUUGCAGGCAUGGUUGCACGUUCUUUAGCUUGUGUGACUUGUUAUCCUGUUGAACUGGCAAGGACCCGCAUGCAGGCAUUUAAAGAAACUCAAAGUGUUGUGAAGCCUGCAGGAGUGUGGAAGACAUUAGUUGGAGUCAUCAACCCUGUGACAAGCACAAAUUACAUUCAAAACUUACAAAACUACCGCAUCUUAUGGACUGGCCUUAGUACACAACUUGCUCGUGAUGUUCCUUUCUCUGCAAUCUGUUGGUCAACACUUGAGCCGAUCAGGAGAAAAUUGCUUGUGUCUAAGGGUGAUGAAGCUGGUGCGUGUAGCAUCCUUGGGGCUAAUUUUGCUUCUGGUUUUGUGGCAGGAAGCAUUGCGGCAGCUGUUACCUGUCCCCUAGAUGUUGUAAAGACCCGGCGGCAGAUAGAGAAAGAGCCUGCCAAGGCAUUAAAGAUGACUACAAGGCAAACUUUGCAGGAAAUAUGGAGGGAUGGAGGGAUAAAGGGUCUGUUUACUGGACUUGGUCCUCGUGUUGGUCGUGCUGGUCCUUCUGUGGGGAUCGUUGUUUCCUUUUAUGAAGUUGUCAAGUACGCUUUACAUCACAGACACGAAGAUCAUUAGUAAAGACUUGGAUUUGUGCCAGCUAUUGUUGAUAUGAUAUUCCAAGUAUAGUCACCUGACUCGAUGAUGUAAAGAAAAGAAUAACACACAUGUUGUCCGCUGACCAAAAAUCCAUCACGUUGCUUCAAAGAACUUUUGGCGAAGCUUUUUAGUGGAUAUCCAUGCUCAAGACUCCAACAUUUAGACAAUAAUUCCAGUGCCUGGAAAUGCCAGGCUGUAUCUUUCCUAUUCUUUUUCUUAUAAUGGAAGCCCGAUUCAAUGUUAUGAGUUGCAACAGAAAUACAGAAAGGUUUUUUUUUUU